Molecule: messenger RNA, 1995 nt
Organism: Exophiala viscosa
Lineage: Eukaryota; Fungi; Ascomycota; Eurotiomycetes; Chaetothyriales; Herpotrichiellaceae
Product: general substrate transporter
Exons: 5
Coding region: 261-1862 (533 amino acids)
Biological process (GO): carbohydrate transport; transmembrane transport
Cellular component (GO): membrane
Molecular function (GO): carbohydrate:proton symporter activity
Source: RefSeq, a predicted model, not a curated record
GCACACUCUCCAGGUCGAAGUCUGCAAAUCCUCGGUCCAACGUAAACCAUGCACCUUUCUAGUUCACUGCCAAUUCAUGCUUGACCCCAGAUUCUACCCCACGAUCCCAAUUACCCCAUGCUGGUCUUUCACCAUCCUGUACAGGUAUAAUUCAUUCGAGGAGGACGUCCGAGUGCUCAAUUUCUGAUUUCAGGAUCAACCUCAAGACAUCACAGAUAGACAUCCUGUAUAGUGCUGCACACUGACCGGGCGACCCAAACAUGUCGAAAGAAGAAGCCUCAACCACAGCAAUGGCUGAAGGAAACGAUCGCCAUGUUGACACUUCUGCCCAUGAAGGAUUCUGGCACCACUGGCGCUCUUUUGUAUACUGCUCUAUCGCAUGCCUUGGUGGCCUCCAGCUCGGUAUUGACCUUGGUGCUAUUGCUGGCAUGCAGGCUAUGCCAGGCUUCCUGAAGGUAUUCGGUUACCCAGAUAAGACGGCCACCUUUGGUUAUGGCAUUCGACCCACGGCACAAACACUGAUCAACUCUCUCAUGUCUCUCGGCGCCUUUUUAGCUGGCAUGUCCGCUGGCCCACUUGGAAAAUACGUGAGCCGAAGGUGGUCCAUGGCCCUCGCCAUAGUUUUCAAUGCAGUGGGAGUCAUCUUGAUGAUGGCAGGAACAAGUUUUGGAGCCCUGUACGCCGGGCGUUUCAUCGUCGGCAUUGCAAACGGCCUCUUUGAUGUGAUUCCUCAGCUUUACAUCCACGAGUCCGCUCCAGCUCAUCAGCGUGGUUCACUCCUGGGUAUGUUCAAUGUUCUCGUGAGCAUUGGACUUCUUAUCGGAUCAAUCGCCGACAACUAUACCGCACCCAUACUCAGUAAGGCGUCUUAUCAGAUUCCGCUUGGGAUUUUUCUUGUUAUGCCAACCAUUAUGGCCGUUGCGCUGCCGUUCAUGCCGGAAACUCCGAGAUGGCUGAUCGAGCACAACCAACCAGGAAAGGCACGGGCAGCUCUGACGAGACUCCGCAACAAACAGACAAACCCGGUAGUCAUCGACUUGGAACUGGAAGCAAUCCAACAGGCUUUCGAGAACGAGAAGGCUCUGGUCAACGGAGUGGCAAUGCUGGAUCUUUUCCGUAAGACGAACCUUCGACGCACCCUCUUGUCCUGGAGUAUAAUGACUUGUCUGGGAGGCUCCGGAGCCUUGAUGUUUCUGGUCUACGGCACAUACUUCUUUUCUGUGGCUGGCCAGACGAAGGCUUUUGAAGAAAGUAUCGGCAUGACUGCCGCCGGACUGGUGGCAACCAUUAUUUCUAUGUGGGCCAUCACGAAAAUCGGACGUCGCACCAUACUGCUGGUCGGUUUCCUCAUCCAGGCUAUCUGCAUGUUGAUACUUGCCGUCAUCUACCACGGCAGUACCCUGAGUGUCACUGCUGGCAAGGUCCUGGUUGCGUUUACCAUCAUCUACCUCUUCUUCUACAACUUUUGUAUCGCGCCCUAUGUUUACUUGAGCGCCGGUGAGAUCCCGACACAACGACUGCGUGGAUACACUCUGGGCAGCGCGAUCGGUAUCGCCUUUUUCUGGAACUGGCUUGUUACCUUCACAGCACCAUACUUUUUGAAUCCCCUCAAGCUUAAUUGGGGCGGCCGCUAUGGCUAUGUAUGGUUUGGCUCCAAUAUCGUCAUCAUCCUUUUCGUUUUCUUCUUCCUUCCGGAAACCAAAGAUCGCACCCUUGAAGAGAUUGACGAGAUGUUCGAGAACAAGGUGCCUGCGCUAAAAUUCAAACGGUACCAGUGUGUGAGGACCACCAACAUUGCUCUUACCGAGACCGCUGCUGUUGCCAGUAAGCACGCUGAUGCUCACCAUGUUGAGGCUCUGUAACUGGGUGCAGAAAGAGCUUCCAGGGUCAGACUCGCGCUAUCUGGCUGCCCUCGUGAGCAGGCCAUCUUAGGGGAGGGCAAGAGGGGCAAUUCAACUCAGCAUGGAUAUAGUAUGCUUGGAAGGCUGUGAGUAC